AUGCGUUGGCCGAGUGCUGCAGCUGUUAGAUGGUUGCUGUUGAUGCUCCUAUGGCAGUGGACAGUGCUGGGCCACCUCGGCUGGGUUCUGGCCCUGGCUGAGGGGCAGCAGAGUAAGAACCCCUCACUCACUGCUGCCAGCACUGGACGCCAGAGUGGCGGCCAACUGGAUUGGCUGCUGUCCGAGAAGGGACCUUUCCACCGUUGUCCUGAAUACACAGAGUUCAAAGAACGCUUCCAGCAAGGUUUCUCCACACGCUAUAAGAUCUACAGGGAAUUCAGCCAUUGGAAAGUGAACAGCUUGGCUACAGAGAAGAGGGACGUUUUUAAGGCCCCCUUGCCACUGGCGCCGGAGUUUCUACGCAACCUGAGGUUGCUGGGUCGAAGACCAAGUCUGCAGCAGAUCCACGAGAACUUGAUCAAGAAAUAUGGAACUCACUUUUUGGUGUCUGCUACGCUAGGAGGAGAAGAAUCGUUGACAAUCUUCCUGGAUAAGCAGAAGCUCAGUAAGAAAUCGGAGGGACAGGGAAACAACUCUGUGGUCUCCCUGGAAGUAUUGCAUCAGUUGGCUGCCUCUUAUUUCACAGACCGCGAGAGCACCUUGAGACGACUUCACCACCUACAGAUAGCCACCUCCGCCAUAAAGGUAACAGAAACUAGGACCGGGCCCCUUGGAUGCAGUAACUAUGACAGCCUUGAUUCUGUUAGCUCUGUCUUGGUACACAGUCCUGAAAAUAAAAUACAUCUAAAAGGUUUACAGGAUGUCCUUCCAGAAUUCCUCCGGAACCGUUUUGUGGAGGCUGCUCUCAGCUACGUGGCAUGCAACUCUGAGGGGGAGCUUUUGUGUCGUAACAAUGACUGCUGGUGCCGCUGCUCUGCCAAGUUCCCAGAUUGUAACUGCCCCUUUGCUGAUAUUAAAGUCAUGGAGGAAAAUCUGCACAAAAGCAAGGAAUCCUGGACCAACUUCAACACCGAAUUCAUGGAAUCAGACGAAUUCAAGGCCUUCAUGAAAAAACUACCAACAGACCGUUUUUUAAACACAUCCUUGGUAUUCAAGUUUUGGGCAGCAGAUGCAGCUCUCCAGAGGCGCUACAUCCAAUUGGAGAGCAGCACCAAUUUGAUUCUUGGGAAAGCCCAGAAGAUUGUGAGGAAACUCUUCUCUCUGAGCAAGCGAUGUCCCAAACUGCCAAGGAUCAGCCUCCCAAGAGAAAGGACACCAGGAUAUUGGCUGAACAGGGCCCAGUCACUCCUGUACUGCAAUGAGCAUGGAGUCCUGGGCACGUUUUCAGAGGAGGUGCUGAGCUGCACCUGCACUGCAGAGCACAGUAGUGCCUGCCAGGGGACAGUACCCUGUGUGGUCGGAGAGGGGUCAUCCUGCCUCUCAUGUGCCCCAGACAACAUCACACGCUGUGGCUCCUGCCACCUUGGCAACAUCCUGCACCUGGGCUCUUGUCGGCCCAACAUAGCAAACUCUCUGGACCACUACCUGAACAUUGACUUUGACAUGCCGGAUGCAGAGUUCAAGUACCUGCUCCAGCGGCUGGACAGUCGCAUGGAAGUCCAUGCCAUCUACAUCAGCAAUGACGUGCGUCUGGGCAGCUGGUUCAACCCAGCCUGGAGGAAACGCAUGCUUCUCACUCUAAAGAGCAACAAAAACAAAUCCAACCUCAUUCAUAUGCUAAUGGGAAUCUCAUUCCAGAUCUGCUCUACUAAAAACAGUACCCUGGAGCCUGUGCCUGCCAUCUAUGUCAACCCAUUUGGGGGUAGCCACUCAGAGAGUUGGUUCAUGCCUGUCAGCCAGCAGGACUUCCCAGACUGGGAAAGAACUAAGGUGGAUGCCUCUCUGCAGUGCUACAACUGGACAUUGAUGCUGGGCACCAAGUGGAAGUCCUUCUUCGAGACGGUGCACAUUUACCUGCGCAGCCGCAUCCUGACCGAUGACCCCACCGUCAACGAGACCCUUUUCUACGAGCCCCUGGACUUGGACGACCACACGUCCAACCUGGGCUACAUGAAGAUCAACAGUCUCAAGGUGUUCGGCUACAGCAUGCACUUUGACCCCGAGGGCAUCAAAGACCUGAUUCUGCAGUUGGACUACCCUUACACGCAAGGCACCCAGGACGCAGCCUUUCAUAUGCUGCUGGAGAUGAGAGACCGCAUCAACCGGCUCUCCCCGCCUGGAUUGCAGCCAUUGGACCUCUUUUCAUGUCUGCUCCGCCACAGGCUCAAGCUCUCCACUAGUGAGGUGGUGCGCAUCCGAGACUCCCUCCAGAUUUUCAACUCCAAGCUGCCCAAUUCCUCAGAGGCAGAGCUGGGCCAGUUGUGCAGCUAG
Molecule: messenger RNA, 2331 nt
Organism: Salvelinus namaycush (lake trout)
Lineage: Eukaryota; Metazoa; Chordata; Actinopteri; Salmoniformes; Salmonidae
Product: BMP/retinoic acid-inducible neural-specific protein 3-like
Exons: 7
Coding region: 1-2331 (776 amino acids)
Biological process (GO): negative regulation of mitotic cell cycle; positive regulation of neuron differentiation
Source: RefSeq, a predicted model, not a curated record